AUGGCUUUGGUGGUAUUCUUCUUGGCCGUUUUCUCCUUCAUUGUCAUCUACUUGAGACUACGACGUCUCCUUCACUUUCACAAGAGAAAAGAAGCGACGCAGCUUCUGCAUCAUGCAACGUCCACAGAUGCUUCUCCGGCGGCGGUGGAAGCACCUCCACCGUCGCUCAUCUCCUCGUCUCCGCCACUGUGGAAAUACGAUGUGUUCCUCAGUUUCAGGGGAACAGAUGUACGCAAAGGAUUCCUCAGCCAUCUCUACAAAUCUCUCACCGACAAAGGGAUCCACACUUUCCGUGACGAUACAGAGCUCCAGCGAGGGAAUUUCAUCAGCUCCGCGCUCUUGGAAGCCAUCGAACAGUCCAGAUUCGCCGUCGUCGUGCUCUCCGAGAACUACGCUACUUCCCGCUGGUGUUUACAAGAGCUUGUGCACAUCACUAAGAACAAACACAUCGAAUUGAUCCCCGUCUUCUACGGCGUCGAUCCUUCACACGUCAAGAAACAAUCCGGAAACUUCGCCAAGGCCUUCGCUGAACACGACAAGAGACCUGACACCGAUACGGUCAAAACAUGGAGAGAAGCUAUGGCCAAAGUUGGAUUGAUCUCCGGCUGGGAUUCCAGAAACUGGAACGAGGAGUCGAAGCUUAUUGAGGAUCUUGUUCAAGAUCUUUCAGAGAGAAUAUUCUCACCGGCGUCUUCGAGUGAUACCGGUGAAUUGAUCGGAAUGAGUACACACCUGAGAAGUAUAUAUCCUCUGAUGAGAAGAGACCCUCAUGAUUCCCUAAUGGUUGGAAUUUGGGGAAUGGGAGGUAUUGGCAAAACCACCAUCGCAAAACAUGUCUACAAAGUCUUCUCCAGAGAGUUCGAUGGUGGUGCUUGCUUGCUAGGGAAUGUGAAGAGAGAGUUUAGACGGUACGGUCCAUCGCAUUUACGUGAGAAGAUCUUGUCAGAAAUCUUUCGCAAGAAAGAUAUGAACACAUGGAAUAAAGAUUCCGAUGUGAUGAAGCAGCGAUUACGCGGCAAAAAGGUUCUUCUCGUCCUCGAUGAUGUUGAUGACGUACAACAGCUAGAAGAAUUGGCUGGAAGCACUCAGUGGUUCGGACCAGGAAGCAGAAUUGUUGUAACCACUCGAGACAGGCGUGUUCUUGACCAGCAUGACGUGGAACGCGUCUACGAAGUCAAGCCGCUGCGGACUACCCAAGCACUUCAGCUUUUUAGUAAGCACGCCUUCAAGAAGCCUCGUCCUUGUGAAGAGUACAGAGAGAUUUCGAUCGACGUUGUGGAGCAGCUCGGUGGUCUUCCAUUAGCUCUUCAAGUUGUUGGAGGGUCUCUGUACCGCCGGGAGCUGGAGUUCUGGGAAGACAAACUUGAUUUGUUGAGAAAUAACAGCGACGAUGCUUUGUUGAAGGCGUUAAGAGUAAGUUAUGAGGCACUGGAUGAGCUAGAGAAGAAGAUCUUUCUUUACAUUGCGCUUUGUUUCAACGGUGUAUACAUGGACAGAGUUAAAAAAGUACUAGACCUGUUUUUCGUGUCUUCCAGGCGCAGAACAUUGCCGACCAGACCGAGCAUUGUGUCUCUGAUGGAGAAGUGUAUGAUUAGCCUUUCAAACACAAAACGGCUAUGGGUUCAUGACUUGCUCCAGGACAUGGCCGAGGACAUUGUAUGCGAAGGAAAUGAUGAGAAGCCAUGGAAACGUUUGAUGCUGUGGGAUUAUGAGGAUAUCAAUCAUGUUUUCUCCACCAAUGAGGGAGACGAAGCAAUUGAGGUGGAAAGCAUAUUUGUGGACAUGUCUAAUGGGAAUGAGCUUAACAUAACUCCUGGAAUCUUUGAGAAGAUGCCAAAUCUCAAGCUGCUUAAGUUUCAUACUAAUUCCAGCGUUGGAGAAAGCAGGACAAGGAUGUCAAAUGGUCUUGACUACCUCCCGAAGCUGCGAUAUCUUCGCUGGGAUGCUUGCAAUCUGAGAUCGUUACCGUCUCGGUUUUGCACUAGCUUUCUAGUUGAACUCAACCUCUCUCACAGCUCAAUAGAAACAGUUUGGAAUGGAACUCAGCAAGAUCUUGCAAACUUACGGAACCUAAACCUCACAAGCUGCAAACACCUUACUAAGUUUCCAGACCUUUCCAAGGCGACUAAUCUUGAGACACUGAAGCUUUCCAAUUGUGAUAAUUUGGUGGAGAUCCCUGACUCUUCUCUUAGACACCUCAACAAACUCGUCCAUCUAAAACUGAGCAACUGCAAGAAACUAAGGAGCCUCCCAAACAACAUCAACUUAAAAUCCCUCAAGUGUCUCCAUCUGGACGGAUGCUCUAGCGUAGAAGAGUUUCCAUUAAUCUCAGAGACAGUAGAGAAGUUGCUACUGAACGAGACAAGUAUCCAGCAAGUACCACAAUCAAUCGAACGCCUCUCUCGUCUCAAAGAGCUACGUCUCUCUGGCUGCAAGAAGCUAAUGAAUCUCCCAGACUGCAUCAAGAACUUGAAGUCUCUGACCGAUCUCGGCCUCGCAAAGUGUCCCAACGUUACAUCAUUCCCAGAAGUCGGGACAAAGAUAAGAUGGUUGAAUCUGAACGGUACAUCCAUAGAAGCAGUGCCUUCAAAUGUAGGGGAGAAAACAGAGCUUCUUUACCUCAAUAUGUCUGGCUGUGACAAGCUCGUGAACCUUCCUGGGACGAUGAGGAAACUUGAACAGCUUAAGUAUCUGUAUCUUCGUGGUUGCACUAAUGUCACAGAGUCUCCUGAGCUCGCUGCUGGGAGCAGCACAAUGAAAGCUUUGGAUUUACAUGGAACAUCAAUAACAACAUAUCAUUUAGUUGACUCCAAGAGCGAAGAGCCUCCUCAGUGUGAAGUACCCGUUAUUAGACGCUUCUUUAUGAAGAAGGUUCGAGAACACAUCAAGAAACAACCGCCACGUGCAGCUUCUUCUUGGCCAGGUGGCAGGUUUCAGAGGGUAUAUAAAACAUGGUGGGGACAAAAGAGCAAGGUGUUAGUGCAAGAGAAACUGGUAACGAUGUCGGGAGCACAAGGAGCAGAGCCGAUGGGGUCAAAGACGGCGACGACGUACGAGUCAGUGGAGGGAGGACAGAACAAGACGAAGCUUGAUAUAAGGUCAAAGGAAGACGAAGGUGGGAUUCAGGUUGAUAAGCUUCAAGACAAGGUCACUGAUGCUGCUGGUUUAGGCGGACCUGUGUUCGGUGCUGGUAAAGACGAUAAGAAGCAGGAUCUUGGUGUUACCGGCACCGGCUAG
Microthlaspi erraticum is the source of this 3237-nucleotide messenger RNA. NCBI's taxonomy places the organism in Eukaryota, Viridiplantae, Streptophyta, Magnoliopsida, Brassicales, Brassicaceae. The record is from the annotation of a GenBank genome assembly.